GUCUUCUCUGUCACCAUUGACCGGGGUGCGUCUCCCAGGGAGAGAGAGGCCGGAGGUCGUGGGCUUGGAAACAACGAGAUUACUCCAAUAACUUUGCUGCCACCUCACCAACCGCCCUCUUCACCAUGUCUGCGGAGACACCAAGUAAGCUGGCAGAGACCGGUGGUCCGGUUCUGCAGACGGAAAAUGAUUCCAACGUUGGCGGACUCAACAAAAAGUUGAAGAACGAGCCGGAACCGUCUUCCGGAUCGGAACUGGAAGAGGUCGAAUCCGGGACGGUGGACAAAAAGGCGCUGCUCCGGAAGCUUGACUGGCGGCUGCUUCCUGCUGUCGGUAUCUUGUAUCUUCUUUCGUUCCUCGACCGCAGCAAUGUCGGAAACGCUCGUAUCGAAGGUCUUGCCGACGACCUCCACAUGACCGGGAACCAGUACCUGACCGGGUUGACGCUGUACUUCAUCGGUUACGUUCUGUUUGAGAUCCCAUGCAACAUCAUUCUCAAGAGGACAACGCCUCGGUUUUGGCUGCCCACCUUGACCAUCGCGUGGGGUGUCGUAGCCACCCUUAUGGGCAUCGUCCAGAACCUGACGGGCUUCUUCAUCGCCCGUUUCUUCCUGGGUGUGACCGAGUCCGGCCUCUUCCCCGGAGUGGUUUAUUACUUCUCCAUGUGGUAUCAGAGACGGGAAAGGCAGUUCCGCAUCUCGCUGUUCUUCGGUUUCGCCGCCCUGGCAGGCUCCUUCGGUGGCAUCCUCGCCUACGGAAUCGGGAAGAUGGCAGGCGUCGUAUGGGAGAAUGGCUGGCGAUGGAUCUUCAUCCUCGAAGGUAUUGCCACCGUAGUCGUGGCUAUCACCGCCUACUGGUUCAUCCACAACUACCCCGAGACGGCUGGGUUCCUCUCGGAUAAGGAGCGCAGUUUUAUACUACAGCGCCUCGCAGCAGACAGUGACGCAACCCGCGACGAGCGCUUCACAUGGGGCAAUGUGAACAAGGCGCUACUCGAUCCAAAAUGUUGGCUGUAUGGGUUCAGCUUCCACGCCAUGAGUCUUCCGCUGUAUACCUUCUCCCUCUUUCUGCCGACAAUUAUCAAAGAUCUCGGCUAUGAGGCGGCGAGCGCGCAGCUGCUGACGAUUCCCCCUUACGCGUUGGCCUUCAUCACGACCCUGGCCGUUGCAACGGUCUCGGAGCGGACAGGGCAGCGUGCCCUUCCCCUGAUCGGGUCGUCACUAUUUGCCAUUAUCGGGUACAUCAUUCUCUUGACAAAUUCGGACCCCACAAACCGGCCGGGCGUGUCGUACCUGGGUACGUUCUUCGCCGCCGGGGGGAUCUACCCGGCGACGGCACUGGCCCUGUCAUGGCCUGCCAUCAACGUCUCGGGCCAGACAAAGCGAGCCGUUGCCAACGCCAUGCAAAUCAGCAUAGGCAACCUCGGCGCCGUCCUCGGUACGCAGCUCUAUCGAGCCAACGAUGGCCCUCGUUAUUUUGUCGGUCACAGCUUCGCCCUGGGCUACUUGGUAGGCGAAAUUGUCGUCUCAUCGGCGCUGUACUUCCUGCUCAAGAGGGAAAAUGAGAGGCGGGCAGCAAUUAGUCCCGAGGUCAAAGAAGUGGGCGAGUUGGAAGAUUGGAGCGGUGAUGAUGAUCCUAGGUGGAGGUUCCAACACUGAUGGCGAGGCGAGUGGUGAUGGUGGAAGGAGACGGAACCCAACAGUUCAUGCACACCUUCCUCGGUAGGCUGGUCAUUUGUGUAGCUGCCUUGAUGCUAAAGAUCAGCCAGCUUUGUCACAGUGUGUCACAGUGCUUUUGUGCCCAAUUUUGCACCUCUAACUCCGGUCAAGGGCCUACACAGUAGUGUAUACGGACGUAGUUUACUCCGUAGUGUAUGUGUAAUUACCUCGUACAGUACAUGAAGAAACAUGACCACUCUCCGCAAGCACGAAGGAUGGCUAGUGUAGUCCGUAGAGUCGCAAAAUAUUCGCCAUACGAACCU
Molecule: messenger RNA, 1981 nt
Organism: Thermothelomyces thermophilus ATCC 42464
Lineage: Eukaryota; Fungi; Ascomycota; Sordariomycetes; Sordariales; Chaetomiaceae
Exons: 5
Coding region: 126-1658 (510 amino acids)
Biological process (GO): transmembrane transport
Cellular component (GO): membrane
Molecular function (GO): transmembrane transporter activity
Source: RefSeq, a predicted model, not a curated record